GAGACAUACUUUGGAGUUGUCAACACACUUUCUCUCGCUUUCCUUAAUUAUUAGAUGGAUUCCGAGGACGAUAUGCACGACGCCCACGACGUCGAAUCCGACGACGACGGUUUCUACAGCGACGCCGCCUCCGACUACAAUUCACACGACGACGAUGACGACGACGAUUACGUCAUCGAGGAAGAUGAAGACGGCAUCAACAUGAUCCAGGCCCGCCGCCCUGAGAAUAAUUAUAUUGUCUUGAAGGAGGCAGACAUAAAGGAGCGCCAGGAAAAUGAUAUUUCAAGUGUAUGUUCUGUGCUUUCCAUAUCAAGAGCCGCUUCAACCAUUUUGCUUCGCUACUAUAACUGGAAUGUCAGUGAAGUGCAUGAAGCAUGGUUUGCAGAUGAAGAGAAAGUCCGGAAAACUGUUGGCUUGUUACCUGAAUCAGUUAUUCAGUUUCCGAAGUCAAGAGAACUGAUGUGUGGGAUCUGUUUUGAAGCCUUUCCACCUAGUAGGCUAAAAUCUGCUGCUUGUGGUCAUCCUUUCUGUUUUGAAUGUUGGCAAGGUUACAUUAAAUCAUCCAUCAAUGAUGGUCCUGGAUGUUUGAUGCUGAGAUGUCCAGAUCCAUCUUGUGGUGCUGCUGUUGGUCAAGACAUGAUUAAUAUGUUUGCCUGUGAUGAUGAUAAGCGAAAGUACUCAAAGUACCUACUUAGGUCUUUUGUUGAAGACAACAAGAAGACCAAGUGGUGUCCGGCUCCGGGGUGUGAGCAUGCUGUAAAUUAUGUUGGAGAUAAUGAAAAUUAUGAUGUUUCUUGCUUCUGUUCAUAUGACUUUUGCUGGAGUUGUACGGAGGAAACCCAUCGUCCGGUGGACUGUAACACUGUAAGGUUGUGGAUUUUGAAGAACAGUGCAGAGUCUGAAAACAUGAACUGGAUAUUAGCCAAUUCCAAGCCAUGUCCAAAGUGCAAGCGACCGAUUGAAAAGAACCAAGGUUGUAUGCACAUGACAUGCUCACCAGCUUGUAAAUUUGAGUUUUGCUGGCUGUGCCUUGGUGCAUGGUCAGACCAUGGGGAGAGGACAGGUGGUUUCUAUGCUUGUAAUCGCUAUGAGGCAGCUAAACAAGAGGGAGUUUAUGAUGAAGCUGAGAGAAGAAGAGAAAUGGCGAAGAAUUCUUUGGAGAGAUACACUCAUUAUUAUGAACGUUGGGCAAGCAAUCAAUCGUCAAGGCAGAAAGCUCUUGUUGAUUUACAUCAAAUGCAAACUGUCAAUAUGGAGAAGCUGAGCGAGAUACAAUGUCAACCUGAGUCACAGCUCAAGUUCCUAUCUGAUGCCUGGCAACAGAUUGUUGAAUGUAGGAGAGUGCUGAAAUGGACUUAUGCGUAUGGAUACUACCUAACUGGACAUGAAAAUGCUAAGAAGCAGUUUUUUGAGUACUUGCAAGGUGAGGCUGAAUCUGGGCUGGAAAGGCUUCAUCAAUGUGCAGAAAAGGAGCUACUACCAUUCCUCAGCGCUGAUGGCCCUUCACAAGAAUUCAUUGAUUUCCAUACAAAACUAGCAGGACUGACCGCGGUGACUAAAUCCUACUUUGAGAAUCUGGUGAGGGCGCUGGAGAAUCACCUAUCAGACGUGGACUGUCACCAAGCUAGCAAUCCGGCAACAAGCUCAAAAAAUGAAACCAGCAAAGGAAAAAGUGGCAGAGGAAAGGAAACUGAUCGAGCGGGUGGCUCCAGCAGAAAGUAAUCACUUUAAUUAUGCCAAUGUCAAGUUGCCACCUCACGCAGUGUGCUACCAUCAUUAGUGAGUAUGCCAAACCUCUUAUUUUGUGGCAACUCGGACUGGGAUAGACUAUGGACAAUAAGGGGGACUCCUGGUGUGAGAACAUAAAGGGAAGAAUAUGACAGUCUAUGGAAAAACAAAUGCCUGUUGUGUAUUCUUAUCGUUGGUUGAAACUUGGUGUGCUUCCUUGUACAGAUGGAUGUUAUAGGACCUACAAUUCCUAUUGAUACUGAUUAUAUAUACAUAUAUAUAAAUUUAGAUG
This is a messenger RNA of Argentina anserina (silverweed cinquefoil), 2020 nucleotides long. RefSeq names its product probable E3 ubiquitin-protein ligase ARI7. Gene Ontology annotation, cellular component: cytoplasm; ubiquitin ligase complex. The record is from RefSeq and is a predicted model, not a curated record. Gene Ontology annotation, biological process: protein polyubiquitination; positive regulation of proteasomal ubiquitin-dependent protein catabolic process; ubiquitin-dependent protein catabolic process. NCBI's taxonomy places the organism in Eukaryota, Viridiplantae, Streptophyta, Magnoliopsida, Rosales, Rosaceae. Gene Ontology annotation, molecular function: zinc ion binding; ubiquitin conjugating enzyme binding; ubiquitin protein ligase activity. The transcript has 15 exons. Bases 55 to 1722 code for a protein of 555 amino acids.